AUGGAAAAUGUUGAAGCUUCUGAAACCAACAAUAAACCUAGAUCUGUUACUACCUUGAGUAAAUCUAGCAUGAUCAUUGCUGACAGAGACAAUGUUUAUAAGAACAUUCGUGUGUUGAUCUCUCAACUUUUGGGAAUUGACCCCAAGAUAAAUGUCGUGCCAGAUGUCUCCUCCUUGGCCCAUCCUGAUAAUAAUACUAAGAGCCCCAGAGAUAACCCUGAUGAGCAUGCACCUACUUUGUCUCCUGAGAAAUCACAAGACAAAGAAAGGCCGGAAGAUAUAACUAAUGAGCUAGUUAACAACGAUAAAAACCAUGUUGAUCAACCCAUUGACAUUGUUAAUAUUGAGGAACUGAACUUUGAUGAUAUUCCUAUUGGACAAAGACUAACUCCUGACAUUGCUAAAAGAUUGAAGAAUAGAAAAGGACAAGAUGUUGGAUCCUCCAACACUUCCUCCAAAUCUGUCAGGAAAAAAGCUAGUGUUGGUCCCACUAAAAGAUGGAGCAAGGUGGUGACUCCUAUAUCUAAGAAGAAGUCCCUGAAAAGGAAGGAAGUUCCCUUUGAAUCAAGUGAAUCUGAUCAUAAUGUCGAACACAUUGUUCAGGACAUCAUCUCUACUUCCAGAAAGCAAGCCUCUGGGAAGAAGAUACCAGCUAAUAUUCCUGGAGUUCCACUUGACAAUGUUUUUUUCACUCUGUUGAAAAUGUUUAAAAAUGGAAAUAUGUUUAUCAAAGAAGGCUUUGGAAAGUACUAUGAAAUACUUGUCAAAGAGUUUAUUGUGAACAUCUCCAGGGAGUGUGACAACAAAAGGAGCAAGGAAUUCAGGAAAGUAGAGAUCACUGCUAAUCCAGUGAAGGAAUGGACAAGGAAAGGGAAAUUAUCUGCUAGUGCCUUGAGUGUCAAGUAUGUUGUUCUCCACGAAAUUGGAGCUCCAAAUUGGGUGCCAACCAAUCACACCUCCAAUAUAGCUAUUGCGCUAGAUUUUGCCUCUUUCAUAGGUGGAGUUAUCUUGAGUCAACACCCCAGUAUAUUAAUCAAUUCUAAUAGUACAUGUAAUAUGGACCCUCCUCUCUCAUUGCAUUAUAGGUUGUUCACUAGGAAACAUGUCCCAGACAUUGUCAUGACGUCUGGAAAGGCUCCUUCAAGGUCCACUGACAAAACAGGCAUCCUAGCUGAGCCGAAAGACAACUGCAAGACUUUGGAUGAAACUAUAAAAAGUUGUACUGAAAGGAAGAGCAAAAUUGAAAUGUUUAUUAAGGCUCUGUCUGAAGAAAAAGGUGGUGUGAAAGACGAUGGAACAGAUGAGGAAGAAGAAAAUGAAGACAUGACUGGUGCAAGUGAUGAGGAAGAUACCAACAAUGAUAAAGAUUAA
This is a messenger RNA of Lathyrus oleraceus (garden pea), 1371 nucleotides long. RefSeq lists its product as uncharacterized. The record is from RefSeq and is a predicted model, not a curated record. The coding region runs from base 1 to 1371 and encodes 456 amino acids. Lineage: Eukaryota; Viridiplantae; Streptophyta; Magnoliopsida; Fabales; Fabaceae. The transcript is spliced from 4 exons.